Molecule: messenger RNA, 678 nt
Organism: Mytilus trossulus (common blue mussel)
Lineage: Eukaryota; Metazoa; Mollusca; Bivalvia; Mytilida; Mytilidae
Product: Iroquois homeobox protein 6a-like
Exons: 1
Coding region: 1-678 (225 amino acids)
Biological process (GO): regulation of DNA-templated transcription
Molecular function (GO): DNA binding
Source: RefSeq, a predicted model, not a curated record
AUGGCAGACAUGAAUGCUGUAUGGCUAAACUUACCCGAACCGACACCACUCCCAUUCGAGAUAAAAAGGAAUACAACAAUAGAACAGAUACUGGGAAGGCAGACUACCAAACAGCAAACUCAACCGACAGCAUAUGUCACAGAGACCGUCAAACAACCCGUUCCAGCUUCUGAACCUUACCAUCCAGUCUUCAGCAUUAUCUGUGAUCCCUCCUACGACAGUACUGAGAGAAAGUCAGAACUUCUAGAGAGCAGACUACAUUCAUACGAGAUAAACUUCCCAACAGGGAUCGAUGCACUAUUUACAGAAUAUUACAACAUUACUGCCGACAUAGAGAUGAAGAAACUUACUGCAGUCAUGGAGUCGUCACCACAGUACCAUUGUCGUAUAAAUCAGUACUACAACCAUCAACGACAACUACUAAUGUAUAGAAUAGACAGAAAGCUCAACAGUCUGGUUUAUCCCCCAACUUGUCAAUCCACACUCAAUACAAAAAACGUCAUGGUACUGCAAGACUGGUUCAACAAACAUCGUCAACAUCCUUAUCCAACAAGGGAACAGAUUAAGAAACUGUCAAAGAUCUCCGCCAUUAAAAUGCAAGAUGUCAAAGUUUGGUUUGCAUGUGAAAGAAAACGCCAGUCUUCAUUAGUCAACCGGAAAAGUGAAAAUAAGUUUUAA